AUGGGGAACGCAGCAGAAUUUGGACAGAUAGUGACAACAUAUGAAUGUUUACACUAUAUUUGUCAACUUGUAUGCCUGAAAAUAAAAUACAGCCCUUAUGGAAUAAAUCAUGGGAUUGAAAUUCACCCAGAUGUAGUGGAAUAUGCCAACGAGAGACUGGAAGAGUUCAAAGCCAAGUCGGAGAUGUUCGAUGAAUUUGAUUUCUGCGAACCAAAGUUUACAGUUGGCAACUGCUUACAGCUCGGUUCUGGAAUCCGCCUUUAUGAUCGCGUCUACUGUGGCGCUGCUUGUCCAGCCGAACAUGAAAACUACAUGAAGAAUUUAAUCAGCGUUGGAGGCAUUCUUGUUAUGCCCCUCAAAGAACAGCUGGUCCAGACCUGUCGAGUCAGUGAAAUUUCAUGGGAGACCAAAAUUGUGCUACCCGUAUCCUUUGCCUCUCUUAUUCUGCCAACCAAAAGCCAGGCUUCAAAUGUCUGUGAAUUACCUGAAGUAACCAUGCCAACUUUACAGGAAGCCGCGAGAUUAACCAUUCGAUGCAUUCUGCGUGACCUGAUCCUGGAAAGCCACCAAGACAAACAGCCACCCAGCAAGUGCUCACGGAAGACUGGCAUCAAGUUCCAGAUGAUGCUGCAGAACUUCUCCAGUGAAGACGAGGGAGAAGGGGAAGAUGAUGAUGACUACGAAGACGACGACGACGACUACGAGGACGAUGGCGUUGACCAAGAUUCCACCUCAAGUUCCGGUCGGGGCCAGAGUUCUGACCCAGACCAAAACAAAGAUGACAGUGAAAUGCCGUCCAGCGCAAACCCCAGGCGUCGAGUGGGCUCAAAGAUCUCCAAGUCCAGUGAUAAGAUGGAUGUUGAUGAGCCAGGAGAUGGCACAUCGACACCACGUGCCAGGAAACUUGCACGCUACCGUUUCUUCUCACGCAGCGGACCGAAAGAAGGUAUUCUCAUCAGCACGGGGGGCAGCAGGGAAGAGGAAGAGGACAUGCUGUACCACAUAGAGGGCGCUGGCAGCAGAAUUAGUCGCCGUAGUAGCAGACGAGGAGAGAGGAACUCAACAGCGGUGGUGGCGGCGGCAGCAGCAGCAGCAUCUGGAGGAGGAACAGUUGCAGAAAGGUGUCCCUUGAAACCCCAAGAAGAGCAGCAGCCUGGAGCCUUUGCAUCCUCAUCACCAUCUUUUAAUCUGAACGAGCCACAAGAGAUGCUCACGGAAGAGGAAGAAGAGGAGGAGGAGGAGGAGGAGGACGACUCUGAUUCCGACGACGAAGACGAGAACUUUGGCUUCACCAAUGCAAACCUGCUGAAUGGCAAUAUGCCUGUGCAGCAAGAGAAGGAUGAGAAAGAGACAGAGCAACAGGAGGAAGAAAUGGCAUGUACUGAGACCAUAACUAGCACUUCGGCAACGGCUCCUGUGACCCCAACUGCCACUGCGUCCACCGCCGCCAACAACAACACCACCUCUACUACCACCACCGACGCCACCACUACCAACAUCAUUGUCGGCAAGCAGUGGUGGUCAUCAACUAGUCCGAGCAACGACACGUCUGGCACUGUCGGAGUGACCGGUGACCAGUCGGACAUUGACUGUGGGACGAAAAACAGUGGGACAGGCAACAGCGACAACAGUAGCAAUCGUAGGGGUAGUAGGAAAGACAGUAGUAGCGGAAGUAACAAAGAUUCACCAGGCACUGACAGCGGUGCUUGGUCACAGGGUUCCGGUUACAACCUCACUGAGGGCACUGAGCGUGCUCCGAGGGUGUCCAUCACGAAAUAUAUGAAGGAGCGAGUAGAGAAGCUGCCCCUGCCACCCGCACUCAAGUCUUUCCUCAUGUACUACAGGCUGUGAGCACAAGUUUUGGCUGUGAGUGCAAGCAACCUCCCCCAGCCCACACUCCACUCUUAUUUCCUCUUUCUCUUCUUCUCCCACCUACUGCCCCCCUUUUUUUUUUCUUUUUUUUUUAUUAUCCUUCAGGAAACUGUUGGCACUGAAAUGAGAGCUUGUUGUUGUUGUUGUUGUGGUUUCUGGGGGUUGGGGUAAGGGCUUAAACAGACAACACACAGAGGUGGAGGACAAAAUAUAGCAACAGUGAUAACACUGGGUGGGGUGGGACUGGUGAUGAUGACUACAGGCAGACAAAGCAAUAGGGUGGUGGGAAAGGGGUAAGUAAUGAUUGACAAUAAGGGUCAGAGAUGAAGGGCUGAUGGCAACAAAGGGAAACGAUGGCCACAAUGACAGACAAGGAUGGAUUCAAGCAGCAACAAUGGACAGGGACGAAUCAGGCUAUGAUGAUGGACAGAUGGACAUGGUUGACAUAUGUAUGACACACACCAGUGAUUAUGGCUUAUUGACCUCGGAUGAAUGAGUCAACACAAGAGGAGGAGUCAAUUGACGGUCUUUGUGGGUUUUCAGUGGUGGGUGGGUGGGGUUGGUUUGACAUGUCAUCGCUGUUGUGGGAAAACUGUUCUCUUUCCUCUUUCCCCUCCCCUCUCUUUCUCAUUCUCCAAGUGACGCGUCUGACAAACUGUGAUAAGACAGAUCAACAACAACAGCAAAAAAUUUAGAGGUUUGUUUCG
Messenger RNA from Octopus bimaculoides (California two-spot octopus), 2579 nucleotides. RefSeq lists its product as uncharacterized. Gene Ontology annotation, biological process: protein modification process. The record is from RefSeq and is a predicted model, not a curated record. Lineage: Eukaryota; Metazoa; Mollusca; Cephalopoda; Octopoda; Octopodidae. Gene Ontology annotation, cellular component: cytoplasm. Gene Ontology annotation, molecular function: protein-L-isoaspartate (D-aspartate) O-methyltransferase activity.